AUGUGCAGGUACCACAUGUUCGGCCAGGGUAUGGGGUCCAUAGUCGUUCAGGGCCAGGACGCGAGCGGCAACUGGGGUGAGCUUUGGCGCGCCACGGGGGACAAGGGGGAUGUGUGGCAGCAGGCGCUGGUGGCAGUGCCCCCGGCCAUGACCCUUGUGCGGCUGGAUGGCGUGGUGGGCCCUGAUUGGAGGAGCGACAUGGCUGUGGAUGAGAUGACGGUCAUCACCACCACCACGACCACCACCACCACGACCACUACCACGCCCGGGCCCGCGACCGGAAUCGAGGCGAUCAGCUGCGACUUUGAGACGGACAAGUGCGGCUGGACCGACACGUCCAGCAAGAAGUGGAGCGAGAAGUCCGGUAGCACUCCCAGCUCCAGCACCGGGCCCAGCUCUGCCGACCAAGGCAGCGGGUACAUCUUCACGGAGGCCAGCGGGCGAAACAGCGGCUACCCCCAGAUCGAGUUCAUCUUGGAGAGCCCCGGCUUCAGUGCGGGAAGUUCGGACCGCGCCCUCUACUUCUCCUACAGCAUGUACGGGAGCGGUAUGGGCAGUUUGGCGCUCGAGUACAGUGCCUCUGGAGUUUGGACGCCCAUCUGGGAGAAGUCAGGACGACCAGGGCCAGGGCUGGCAAACCGCCGCAGUGCCCGUGCCCGGAGCCGCGGAGAUGUUGCGCUUCAAGGGCGUCACAGGCAGCUCUUACAAGUCCGACAUGGCCAUCGACGCGGUGGUUGCAACGGAUGGGGGUGUGACCACGCCGCCGCCGCUCAGUGGGGAGCAGGCGAUCCCUUGCGACUUCGACACCGACUUCUGCUCCUACUCGCAGACGGGGCAGAAGGACUGGAGCCGCAAGAGCGGCAAGACCCCGAGCUCGAACACAGGGCCGAGCAGCGCACAGCAGGGCACCCACUACGUUUACACCGAAGCGAGCGGCAGCAAUAA
Messenger RNA from Effrenium voratum, 945 nucleotides. The record is from the annotation of a GenBank genome assembly. Lineage: Eukaryota; Dinophyceae; Suessiales; Symbiodiniaceae.